Molecule: messenger RNA, 2421 nt
Organism: Charadrius vociferus (killdeer)
Lineage: Eukaryota; Metazoa; Chordata; Aves; Charadriiformes; Charadriidae
Gene: MAP4K5
Product: mitogen-activated protein kinase kinase kinase kinase 5
Exons: 31
Coding region: 88-2421 (777 amino acids)
Biological process (GO): protein phosphorylation
Molecular function (GO): MAP kinase kinase kinase kinase activity; ATP binding
Source: RefSeq, a predicted model, not a curated record
AAUCUUCAUACAGGAGAACUGGCUGCUGUAAAAAUAAUCAAGUUAGAGCCUGGAGAUGACUUCUCAUUGAUACAGCAAGAAAUAUAUAUGGUUAAAGAAUGCAAGCAUUGCAACAUAGUCGCCUAUUUUGGGAGCUAUCUCAGCCGUGAAAAGCUGUGGAUAUGCAUGGAAUACUGCGGUGGGGGAUCCCUCCAAGAUAUUUACCAUGUAACAGGGCCUCUGUCAGAGUUACAAAUUGCAUAUGUAUGCAGAGAAACUUUACAGGGUCUUGCUUAUUUGCAUAUGAAGGGCAAAAUGCAUAGAGAUAUAAAGGGUGCAAAUAUUCUACUAACUGACCACGGAGAUGUCAAAUUAGCUGACUUCGGUGUAGCAGCAAAAAUAACAGCCACCAUUGCGAAGAGGAAAUCAUUUAUUGGUACCCCUUACUGGAUGGCCCCAGAAGUUGCAGCAGUGGAAAAGAAUGGUGGAUAUAACCAGCUCUGCGAUAUCUGGGCGGUUGGAAUAACAGCGAUUGAACUGGCAGAGCUUCAGCCACCCAUGUUUGAUCUUCACCCGAUGAGGGCUUUGUUUUUAAUGUCAAAAAGUAAUUUUCAACCGCCAAAGCUAAAGGAAAAAGCAAAAUGGUCAUCAACAUUCCAUAAUUUUGUCAAAAUAGCACUUACAAAAAAUCCAAAGAAGAGACCGACAGCAGACAGACUCCUUUCUCAUAGUUUUGUAGGGCAGCCUGGUCUUUCAAGAUCUUUAGCAGUUGAGCUGUUGGACAAAGUUAAUAAUCCUGACAACCAUACACACUAUGAAGUUGACGACGAUGAUUUUGAGCCUCACUCCGUUAUCCGCCAUACGAUUCGUUCUACGAACAGGAACGUUAGGGCAGAAAGAACGGCAUCGGAGAUAAACUUUGAUAAACUGCAGUUUGAGCCCCCUCUAAGGAAAGAAACAGAAGCCCGGGAUGAAAUGGUUGUGGCAGCUGGCACUGACUUUGCUUCGCAUUGGAAUCCUUUUGUUGAUGGCGGAAGCAGCAAGUCAACACUAAAGCGAGCAGGGCCACCUCCGCUACCUCCGAAGCCGAGAAUAAACAGUUAUCCCGAGGAAAACCUCCCAGAUGAUGAGAAGUGUCAGACAAUAAAACAUUUCCCAGACUCGCAGAACAGAGCCCCACCAGCUCACAGGAGACAAAGUAUCCCUGUUUGCGGGCCUCAGACUGAUUCUUCCCCCAUUGGAAAUGGGGAUGGCAUGUUGAAACUCAUUGAAGAAAAUGCAGAAGGGUCUGGACAAAUCCCUCAGCUGCCACGCAAAAAAGAGAAAAGAGAUUUUCCUAAGCCAGCAAUCAAUGGUUUACCACCAACACCGAAGGUGCUGAUGGGAGCGUGUUUUUCCAAAGUCUUUGAUGGUUGUCCUUUGAAAAUUAAUUGUGCAACAUCAUGGAUACAUCCAGAUACUAAAGAUCAGUACAUUAUCUUUGGCACGGAAGAAGGUAUCUAUACUUUGAAUUUGAAUGAACUUCACGAAGCAACAAUGGAACAGUUAUUUCCACGAAAGUGCACCUGGCUGUAUGUUAUCAAUAACACCUUAAUGUCCUUGUCAGAAGGGAAAACAUUCCAGCUCUACUCCCACAAUUUAAUAGCUUUGUUUGAACAAGCCAAAAAAACAGGAUUAGCUGCUCAUAUUCAAACCCAUAGAUUUCCUGACAAAAUAUUACCAAGAAAGUUUGCCUUAACGACAAAGAUCCCUGAUACAAAAGGAUGCCACAAAUGCUGUAUAGUACGAAAUCCAUACACAGGACAUAAAUACCUGUGUGGUGCACUGCAGUCUGGAAUUGUUCUACUACAGUGGUAUGAGCCAAUGCAGAAAUUCAUGUUAAUAAAGCACUUUGAUUUUCCUUUGCCAAGCCCUUUGAAUGUGUUUGAAAUGCUAGUGAUACCGGAGCAGGAGUACCCGAUGGUCUGCGUAGCUAUCAGUAAGGGUACUGAACCAAAUCAGGUAGUUCAGUUUGAGACAAUCAACUUGAACUCUGCUUCUUCGUGGUUUACAGAAAUUGGUGCAGGCAAUCAACAGUUAGAUGCCAUUCACGUAACACAGCUGGAAAGAGACACUGUCCUAGUCUGCCUGGACAAAUUUGUGAAAAUCGUGAAUUUACAAGGGAAAUUGAAGUCAAGCAAGAAAUUGGCCUCCGAGCUGAGCUUUGAUUUCUGCAUUGAGUCAGUGGUGUGCCUUCAAGACAGUGUGCUGGCCUUCUGGAAACACGGCAUGCAGGGAAAAAGCUUUAAGUCAGAUGAAGUUACCCAAGAGAUAUCAGAUGAAACCAGGGUUUUCCGCUUACUGGGAUCAGACAGAGUGGUAGUGUUAGAAAGCCGGCCAACAGAAAAUCCGACUGCACACAGCAAUCUCUACAUCUUGGCUGGACAUGAAAAUAGUUACUAA